Messenger RNA from Equus quagga, 3030 nucleotides. RefSeq names its product actin like 7B (gene ACTL7B). The transcript has a single exon. The record is from RefSeq and is a predicted model, not a curated record. NCBI's taxonomy places the organism in Eukaryota, Metazoa, Chordata, Mammalia, Perissodactyla, Equidae. The coding region runs from base 1754 to 3007 and encodes 417 amino acids. Gene Ontology annotation, cellular component: nucleus; cytoplasm.
CCAACUUAACCACUUGGCCACAGGGCGGCCCCCACCCACACGAGUUCUUCAUUAACAUUCGUACGUGCUCCACAGCAGUAUUUCAUAAUUACAUCUUAAAAUCCCUCUUUCCUAUCCGGAUCACCUAAUUUCUCAGGUACUUCUGCUGUUCUUAAUUCUCCAGAAAACUUCCUCAGCCCCAGUUGGUUCUCUUCCCCCUUUUCUCCUGUUUCUUUACCACCAAAGCCCUAAUCUGUCUUGUCUUUUUUUGAGGGGGCUGCAGUUUGGGAUGGAGGUCCUUAUGGGUACCUAAUGAAUUUGUCCAUUCUGGAUGACAGGCCAUCUUUCUUUGCUUGGACGGAGGUAAAGGAUUCAUCUUUCCCUCUCGCUCAUGCCCCACAUCUAAUCUACUCAUCUAAUAGAAACGCAGUGCUUGAGGCUAGAGAGGUCACAGGAACCAAGGAGAGAGGGCCUCAAAUGCUAGACUAAGAGCCUGGAUUGAAUUGAGGAUAGUUGGAGAACCAACCAAUUAGAUUCUACCUUCUAACCUUCUCUAGAACCUGGUCUUUGUGCUUUUCCACACUAUCACAGUCCAGCCUCGGGCCACCUUCAAGUCUCACAAGGACUUCUUCAAUGGCCUCCUUUCAGGCCUCAGAUUGUGGUCUUGCCCCUCUACAUUAUCGCCAAAUGCAAAUUCUCCUACAAGGCAAAUCUGAGCAUUCUCCUGCUUAAAAAUUGUUUCCCCAGGUGUCCUCAACCCAAGCUCUUACCCCUAGCAUUUGAGGCCCUCCCUAGUUGGCUCCCUCUAGCCUCGUCUGUUUUUCCAUACACCGUAACUACCGUGGAAAUUGCCCACCAUGCCCGCUCUGAACCUUUGCUCAGGCUGUGCGCUCUGCUUGGGAUGCCUUUCCCUCGUCUUAGCUACUCGACACAUACCCACAUAUCUUUCAAUACUCAACUUAAGCUUCACCUCCUUUCUAGAGAACCUUCUGACGCCCUCCCUCCAAAAAGCUCUUCCUCCUUUAUGCAUCUUUGUUUUUCAAAUAGACUUCCACCUGCAAACUCCUUUGCAUCCAUUCUAUCUUCUUCCCACCUAGCUUGGCAGUGCUUAUGGCUGGAGUUUCUGUCAUCUAUCACUGGCAGGCUGCACUGGGCUGGACUCACUGCAAACCCCAGUAAAUGUUGAAUAAAGGGAUGAAAGUACUGUUGGGGCCCUCAUGCUCUUUAAGGAGACCUGGUACAUUGGAGUUGGAUGAACAUGGAUUAGAGUACAAACACUCCAAGAACUGUUUGCUCAUGGGCAAGUCAUUUGAAUUCUGAGCCUUGAUUUCCUGUUCUGCCUACCUAUCAGGAUUCUUUGAAAUAACAUAUAUGAGGUGCCUGGCUUACUGUAGAGACUCAAAUAUUUAUCACCCUCUUGGCUAAGAAGCAGAGGGGGAAAAGGUAAACGGGAUGAGGAGCAUGGAUGUAAGGGGAGGGAGCUGAAACCUCUGAACCCCAGUGUGCUUGCAUUUCUAAAGCUGUGCUAGCCACCUGCUCUGUCCUGGAGCAAAGUCGAGUUAGGUGGAUGGGGUGGGGGUGACAAGUCGGGUACGGGUGACAGAUCAAGUGCCUGCCAAGGCCAAGCCCUCCCCCAGGCUGCCAGAAUGGACCAGCCCCAAGUGACAUCACAAUCCUGGGGGGGGUUGCCAAGGCACUGCUGGAGGUGGACCCUCUUAUUUCUCCCCAUGGAGCUCUAGGAUGUGGAUGUGAGAAAGGUGAGCAAGGAAGGUAGAUGGCAACGAGAAACUGCUCUAGCCCCAUGCCCAUGGGCACGGCUCAGGGUGACCCUGGAGAGAUGGGAACACUGCCAAGUCCUGAUGUUGGCAUUCUGGACACAGGUUCAGCCACUCAGCUGAAGAUGAAGCCCAAGAAGGUGCGUAAGAUCAAGGCACUCAUCUUAGACCUGGGUUCCCAGUACUGUAAGUGUGGCUAUGCAGGAGAGCCAAGGCCCACCUACUUCAUCUCCUCCACUGUGGGCAAGCGCUACUCUGAGGCCGCUGAUGCUGGCGACAACCGCAAGGAGACCUAUGUGGGCCACGAGCUGCUCAACAUGGAGGCGCCUCUGAAGCUGGUUAACCCGCUAAAAUAUGGUGUCGUGGUGGACUGGGACUGUGUCCAGAACAUCUUGGAGUACGUAUUCCACACAGCCAUGAAGAUCCUCCCUGAGGAUCAUGCUGUGCUGCUCUCCGACGCCCCGCUCAGCCCCAUCAGCAAUCGGGAGAAAUACGCCGAGCUCAUGUUUGAAACCUUUGGCAUCCCUGCCAUGCACGUGACGUCCCAGUCGCUGCUGUCCAUCUAUUCCUAUGGCAAGACCUCAGGGCUGGUGGUGGAGAGUGGGCAUGGUGUCUCGCAUGUGGUGCCUAUCUCAGAGGGCAACGUGCUGCCGGGCCUGACGAGCCGCACCGACUAUGCCGGGAGCGACCUUACCAACUACCUGCUGCAGCUGCUCAACGGGGCCGGCCACCAGUUCACGGACGACCACCUGCACAUCAUCGAGCACAUCAAGAAGGAGUGCUGCUACUCGGCACUCGUGCCCGAGGAGGAGCUCCGCCUGGGUCUGGAGGAGCUGCAUGUGGUCUACGAGCUCCCUGAUGGCAAGCUCAUCACCAUCGGUCACGAGCGCUUCCAGUGUGCCGAGAUGCUCUUCAAACCCACCUUGGUGGGCAGCAGUGAUCCCGGCCUUCCUGCGGUCACGGCUGCCUGCCUGGGCCGCUGCCAGGAGGCGGGCUUCAAGGAGGAGAUGGCGGCCAACGUGCUGCUGUGUGGUGGUUGUACCAUGCUGGAGGGCUUCCCCCAGCGCUUCCAGAGGGAGCUGAGCCUCCUCUGUCCUGGGGACAGCCUUUCAGUGGCUGCUGCUCCCGAGAGGAAGACCUCCGUGUGGACCGGCGGCUCCAUCCUGGCCUCCCUGCAGGCCUUCCAGCAGCUCUGGGUCAGCAAGGAAGAGUUUCGGGAGCGGGGCAGCGCAGCCAUCUACAGCAAGUGCUGAGCGGCGGUGCCCCGAUAGGCAGG